Leptinotarsa decemlineata (Colorado potato beetle) is the source of this 2032-nucleotide messenger RNA. RefSeq lists its product as uncharacterized. The record is from RefSeq and is a predicted model, not a curated record. Gene Ontology annotation, molecular function: DNA-binding transcription factor activity; RNA polymerase II cis-regulatory region sequence-specific DNA binding; zinc ion binding. Gene Ontology annotation, biological process: regulation of transcription by RNA polymerase II. Gene Ontology annotation, cellular component: nucleus. NCBI's taxonomy places the organism in Eukaryota, Metazoa, Arthropoda, Insecta, Coleoptera, Chrysomelidae.
AGAUUCACUACAGUGAUGAAGCUGAAGUAUCAUAUGAGAAACCAUACUGGCGAACGUCCCUACGUUUGUUCCGUGUGUGGCAGAGGAUUCACCGUUAAUACAAUAUUACUCAGGCAUAUGAGGGUUCAUUCUGGAGAACGCCCUUAUGUUUGUGUAACUUGCGGGAAGGCGUUCUCGCAAUCGAGUACUCUCAAUACACACAUGAAAGUCCACGCUCCAUCGCCAAAGUAUCCUCAAGAACAAAGGUCGACCAAAUUCCAAGAAAACAGCGACACAAAGUACCACAACCAACAGCACACACAGCAGAGGCCACUACAUAACCCAGAUCACUCGAAUCGACUUGUACAGGCAGGAGACAGCAGGAUGAUUCAAAACGAACCUAUUCAGCGGAUGCUGUCGGAUAAUAACCGCAUGCUCAGCACUGAUGGAUCGAGAUUAGUGGAUAGUUCGCAAAUGUUGGCUGAUAACAGAGUUCUCGAAGAUGCCACAAGGUUGUUGCAAAACGAUAGUACAAGACUGUUGAUCGAUAUUACUGACCCCCCACCACUGAGAUUACUAGUAACUGAUAAUACUACACGGUUACUUUCAAGUGAUGGCAGACAACUCACCCAAGACAAUAGACUGCUAGCCAACGUGAAUUUGAGCGAUAACAGUAGGCUUCUAAGUGACAAUUCUCGCCAUUUGGCCGUUUUAGAUGGAUCUAGAAUAAUAAAUGAUAAGUAUUUGCCAAACUAUGAUGCGUAUCAUCGAGGUCAUUUGUAGUUGACUAAGUAGUAUAUACUAGUACAAAUAGUGUGUGUACGUGUAAGUAAACAGUGUGUCCAUGAUGAGGAGAGCUAGUAUGGGAAAAUCAGAAACCGUAAUAGUUUGUUAAGUUGACCAUCGUUAAAAAAAAAUGUGGGAAUUAUCCAAAGGAAGAAAGGAAGCAAUUAAUCCCAAAAUUCAACUCCAAGUAAAGAUGUGUGUAGAUCAUGCAAAUAAGCAACUUUCAGGCAGAAACUGGAAGAAAAAACCACUUGAAAUACCUACUUUCAUAUACAGGGUGACAAUUUGAAAGCUUACAAUGGCUAUAUCUGAGCAACCGAAUAAAAUAUAAGAAAUCGCUGAAAAGAACUUCCUAAUAGGGAGUGGGAAACGAAAUAUAACAGCUAACUUGUUUUCACUUACCCCACAUCACUUAUGAUGCACUGUUUGGAACCUUUGGUGUACUAAUGAAUGUUACUGGAGUUUUUUCCCAACACCAAAUCGUUAUUUUUAACACCUCGACACGUGUUUCGAUCACCAAGUGAUCACCUUCAAAGAGGAAGAUACAUUGUGUGUAUUGUGUAUAGAUACCAUUAUAGAAAAUACAUUGUGUGUAUUUUCUAUGUUAUCUAGUUUGGUACUGAAGAGCCUUAGGGCAAGUGUUUUAACCCUUUCAGUGUAUUUGUCCCUCCAGAGGGACACUGUCAUAAGUACCUCUGAAGUACACAUCUGUCAUUUUUUGUGGAAAAAAAUAUUUUAUUCAAUUUAACUACGUUGAUUGUCAUGCUUUAAAGAAUAAAAGUCGUAAACAUGAUAUUUUCAUAAUGUUUCCUAGUUUUUUGAAAUGUCCUUCAGCAGGGACAUUAUGUCUUGGAGUAGUGAUAUAAUGUUAACCAAAAUUCCUGAUGGAAAUAUUUAUUCAAAUAAGAACAUUAAAAAACACUAUUUUGAAUGAAAUUUCGUGAAACAAUUUCUUCCCUUCAUCAAACACAAAUGAACUUUACACUUAAUACAAAGCACAUGGGUCUUAUUUUUGCAUCCCUCUAAUUUGCAUCUGGAAUUUUCUUUCCUUUCAUCCACAUUUGGAAAAUGAUUAUAGCCAUCAUACCUCAUUUCUUCAAAUGGCCUUGCCUCAAACUUUUUUUUUACCUGAACUGGCGAAUCUAUGUCACUACUUGGCCGUCCCCUCUUAGGAGGAUUCUUGAACAGUAUCAGAUGCUCUGCAACGCUUUCUCGAAAUGCCAGGAGAUCCAUUAUCUUUCUCUUUUGAAUUCCUAAUGCAGCCGCU